Molecule: messenger RNA, 813 nt
Organism: Penicillium crustosum
Lineage: Eukaryota; Fungi; Ascomycota; Eurotiomycetes; Eurotiales; Aspergillaceae
Product: O-methyltransferase
Exons: 3
Coding region: 1-813 (270 amino acids)
Molecular function (GO): O-methyltransferase activity
Source: RefSeq, a predicted model, not a curated record
AUGGACGAAGGAAUCUUCACCAAAUACCCAUCCCUCAAAAAGAUGGAAGGCUUAGAUGAUGAAGACAUCGUCGAAUCGCACGAUGGCCGAGAGGUCACCUUACUCAAAUACAUCUACAACCACCCUGACCUCGACACCAAGCUGCGGGGCUCCCCGUCCGCCAUCCUCGCCGCCAUGGACGAGUUCGCCGCCCAGGAGGACUUCCUUAUCAAUAUAGGCUCCGACAAAGCCAAUAAACUGGCCGUUUUGAUCCGUACACACUGUCCCCGCGUGCUGGUGGAGCUUGGCGGUUAUGUCGGGUACUCGGCCAUUUUAUUCGGAAAUAUCCUCAAAGAACUACACGCGCAGGACCAAAACGACGUGAAAGAUGAUAAGGAGAACAGAUCUGCCAAAUUUAAGCUUUACAGCGUGGAAAUCGAUCCACUCAUCGCCUCCGUCGCUAUGAAUCUCGUCAGCCUCGCGGGUCUCCAGGAUAUUGUUGAAGUAAUUGUGGGGGCAUCUCAACAUACCUUACAGCGAUUUCACGACGAAGGUAUCCUAGCUGAAACUGGUAUUGACUUUCUGUUUCUGGACCACGAUGAGGCGCUCUAUGAGCCGGAUGUGAAGCUGGCGGAGAAGCUGGGAUUCCUAGAUAAGGAAGGCGCGCUGGUGAUUGCCGAUAAUGUUCUGAGACCUGGUGCACCGGAAUAUCGGAGCUACAUGCGGAAUAACCCGCGUCUAAGCAAGAGCUGGGGAUUACCUGGUUUGAUUGUCCCGGGAGACUUUGAGGACGAGUUGGAGAUUAGUGUAGUUGGCACCGGUGGCGCGAAAUGA